AUGCAGCCAUACGUCUACUUCUGCCCGCCUCCAGGCAACCCCUGCGCAUCCGCCGCCGCAGAUGCCGCUUCGUGGAACCAGCACUUUUCUCAGAUGCCGCCGCCGCCGCCUCCGCUGGCACCGCUGGUUCCGCUGGCUCCGAGCUCCCCGCCCCGCGCGGACGCUCCGAAAGUGCAGCAGCCCUUUGCGGGGAAACCCGCGCUUCCCUCCGCAGCAGUCGGCGGAAGUUCCGGUUUCCGCCCGUGGAAGCAGCUCAAGGAUCCUCGUGAGACCGCUUCCGCCGAUUCCUCCCCCGUGCAUCCGGGCCCCGCUUGCGCCUCGGCGGAGUCAUGCCACGUCAGCAGCCCGUAUCUCACGCCCUUCUCCGCGCCGCUUCCGCAAGCCGCGCAAGGUCUGGGUUUGGCGCACCUCCCUGCGCGGCCGUCCCCCCUCCCCAUGUGUGGCGUCCCGCAGACAAUUGCGCCCGGCAUGGCUGCGCGGAUGAUCUCCGGAGCGGGCUUCGGCGGAGCCGCAUGCGCGCAGUUCCCCCCGUUCGGGUGGCCUUUCCCCGGGUAUGGGGAAGUGGCGGCGAGUAUGAGGCCGAGCUCUCUUAUGGCGUUAGAAGGGCAUGCGUGUAUCGGGGAUAAGAGACGGCUGGGAGACGGGAAGGCGGAUGCCGGGGACGAAGACACCCACGCGCGGAAGCGGCGCAGGCGGAGGGGGUGCGCGGAGCACACAGUAAGCGGAGAGGGCGCGGAGGUUGCGGGGGUCCACAGCGCCCAUCACGAUAGGGGAAGCGGGGGGGAAUCGGGAGAGGGCGCGGAAAGGGGGGCGCAUGGGAAAGGGGAUGGGGGAGAGGAGAAGGAGUGCAGUAACUGCGGCACGCACACGACGCCGUUCUGGCGGAAGGACAGGGCGGGCGGAGGGCAGCACCUGUGCAACGCGUGUGGGCUGUACCUCGCUAAGAACGACGCCCCGAGGCCCGCUAUACUGUGGAAACGAGAUGCACAUGGGUCUCAUGACACGGCAUCACAUGACUCUCCACUCCGGUCCGCCCCCUCCCCUGUCACUCACCCAUCCUUGGGGUUUCAACCCCCUCCUCUCUCACUGACCACCCUUGCACUUUCAGUGAGCCCUUUCCUCUCACCCACUCACCAUUGGGGUUUCAUCCCCGUUCCCUCUUACUCACCCACCAUUGGGGUUUCAUCCCCGUUCCCUCUCACUCACCCACCAUUGGGGUUUCAUCCCCGUUCCCUCUUACUCACCCACCAUUGGGGUUUCAUCCCCGUUCCCUCUCACUCACCCACCAUUGGGGUUUCAUCCCCGUUCCCUCUCACUCACCCACCAUUGGGGUUUCAUCCCCGUUCCCUCUUACUCACCCACCAUUGGGGUUUCAUCCCCGUUCCCUCUUACUCACCCACCAUUGGGGUUUCAUCCCCGUUCCCUCUUACUCACCCACCAUUGGGGUUUCAUCCCCGUUCCCUCUUACUCACCCACCAUUGGGGUUUCAUCCCCGUUCCCUCUUACUCACCCACCAUUGGGGUUUCAUCCCCGUUCCCUCUUACUCACCCACCAUUGGGGUUUCAUCCCCGUUCCCUCUUACUCACCCACCAUUGGGGUUUCAUCCCCGUUCCCUCUUACUCACCCACCAUUGGGGUUUCAUCCCCGUUCCCUCUUACUCACCCACCAUUGGGGUUUCAUCCCCGUUCCCUCUUACUCACCCACCAUUGGGGUUUCAUCCCCGUUCCCUCUCACUCACCCACCAUUGGGUUUUCAUCCCCGCUCCCUCUCACUCAAUCACCAUUGGGGUUUCAUCCCCGUUCCCUCUCACUCACCCACCAUUGGGUUUUCAUCCCCGCUCCCUCUCACUCACUCACCAUUGGGGUUUCAUCCCCGUUCCCUCUCACUCACCCACCAUUGGGUUUUCAUCCCCGCUCCCUCUCACUCACCCACCAUUGGGGUUUCAUCCCCGUUCCCUCUUACUCACCCACCAUUGGGGUUUCAUCCCCGUUCCCUCUUACCCACCAUUGGGGCACCAUGGGGUUUCAGCCCCCAACUCCCCAUUCCCUUCCACUCAACCCACAACGGAUUUUCAAACCCCCCUCUCUUCCACUCAACCACCAACGGGGUUUCACACCCCCCUCUCUUCCACUCAACCACCAACGGGGUUUCACACCCCCCUCCCUUCCACUCAACCACCAACGGGGUUUCACACCCCCCUCCCUUCCACUCAACCACAAACGGGGUUUCACACCCCCCUCUCUUCCACUCAACCACCAACGGGUUUCACACCCCCCUCCCUUCCACUCAACCACCAACGGGGUUUCACACCCCCCUCCCUUCCACUCAACCACAAACGGGGUUUCACACCCCCCUCUCUUCCACUCAACCACCAACGGGGUUUCACACCCCCCUCUCUUCCACUCAACCACCAACGGGGUUUCACAUCCCCCUCCCUUCCACUCAACCACCAACGGGGUUUCACACCCCCCUCCCUUCCACUCAACCACCAACGGGGUUUCACACCCCCCUCCCUUCCACUCAACCACCAACGGGGUUUCACACCCCCCUCCCUUCCACUCAACCACCAACGGGGUUUCAAACCCCCCUCCCUUCCACUCAACCACCAACGGGGUUUCAAACCCCCCUCCCUUCCACUCAACCACCAACGGGGUUUCACACUCCCCUCCCUUCCACUCAACCACCAACGGGGUUUCACACCCCCCUCCCUUCCACUCAACCACCAACGGGGUUUCACACCCCCCUCCCUUCCACUCAACCACAAACGGGGUUUCACACCCCCCUCUCUUCCACUCAACCACCAACGGGUUUCACACCCCCCUCCCUUCCACUCAACCACCAACGGGGUUUCACACCCCCCUCCCUUCCACUCAACCACAAACGGGGUUUCACACCCCCCUCUCUUCCACUCAACCACCAACGGGGUUUCACACCCCCCUCUCUUCCACUCAACCACCAACGGGGUUUCACAUCCCCCUCCCUUCCACUCAACCACCAACGGGGUUUCACACCCCCCUCCCUUCCACUCAACCACCAACGGGGUUUCACACCCCCCUCCCUUCCACUCAACCACCAACGGGGUUUCACACCCCCCUCCCUUCCACUCAACCACCAACGGGGUUUCAAACCCCCCUCCCUUCCACUCAACCACCAACGGGGUUUCAAACCCCCCUCCCUUCCACUCAACCACCAACGGGGUUUCACACUCCCCUCCCUUCCACUCAACCACCAACGGGGUUUCACACCCCCCUCCCUUCCACUCAACCACCAACGGGGUUUCAAACCCCCCUCUCUUCCACUCAACCACCAACGGGGUUUCACACUCCCCUCCCUUCCACUCAACCACCAACGGGGUUUCACACCCCCCUCCCUUCCACUCAACCACCAACGAGGUUUCACACCCCCCUCCCUUCCACUCAACCACCAACGGGGUUUCACACCCCCCUCCCUUCCACUCAACCACCAACGGGGUUUCACACCCCCCUCCCUUCCACUCAACCACCAACGGGGUUUCACACCCCCCUCCCUUCCACUCAACCACCAACGGGGUUUCACACCCCCCUCCCUUCCACUCAACCACCAACGGGGUUUCACACCCCUCUCCCUUCCACUCAACCACCAACGGGGUUUCAAACCCCCCUCUCUUCCACUCAACCACCAACGGGGUUUCACACUCCCCUCCCUUCCACUCAACCACCAACGGGGUUUCACACCCCCCUCCCUUCCACUCAACCACCAACGGGGUUUCACACCCCCCUCCCUUCCACUCAACCACCAACGGGGUUUCACACCCCCCUCCCUUCCACUCAACCACCAACGGGGUUUCACACCCCCCUCCCUUCCACUCAACCACCAACGGGGUUUCACACCCCCCUCCCUUCCACUCAACCACCAACGGGGUUUCAAACCCCCUCCAAUCACCCACCCUCCGGGCGCCCUUCCCGCUCACUCACCCACCCAAAGGCCCCUUUCGUUUCUACUCACCCACCCACCCAAGGGGACUCAGCCCCUUACGUUUCUACUCACCCACCCACCCAAGGGGACUCAGCCCCUUUCGUUUCUACUCACCCACCCACCCAAGGGGACUCAGCCCCUUUCGUUUCUACUCACCCACGCACCCAAGGGGACUCAGCCCCUUUCGUUUCUACUCACCCACCCACCCAAGGGGACUCAGCCCCUUACGUUUCUACUCACCCACCCACCCAAGGGGACUCAGCCCCUUUCGUUUCUACUCACCCACCCACCCAAGGGGACUCAGCCCCUUUCGUUUCUACUCACCCACGCACCCAAGGGGACUCAGCCCCUUUCGUUUCUACUCACCCACCCACCCAAGGGGACUCAGCCCCUUACGUUUCUACUCACCCACCCACCCAAGGGGACUCAGCCCCUUUCGUUUCUACUCACCCACCCACCCAAGGGGACUCAGCCCCUUACGUUUCUACUCACCCACCCACCCAAGGGGACUCAGCCCCUUUCGUUUCUACUCACCCACCCACCCAAGGGGACUCAGCCCCUUUCGUUUCUACUCACCCACGCACCCAAGGGGACUCAGCCCCUUUCGUUUCUACUCACCCACCCACCCAAGGGGACUCAGCCCCUUUCGCCCCUUUCCCUUCCACUCACCCACCCAAAGGGGUUUCAGGCCCCUUUCCCUUCCACUGA
Closterium sp. Naga37s-1 is the source of this 4662-nucleotide messenger RNA. NCBI's taxonomy places the organism in Eukaryota, Viridiplantae, Streptophyta, Zygnematophyceae, Desmidiales, Closteriaceae. The record is from the annotation of a GenBank genome assembly.